AUGAAGAUCCCGACUGGCCUCCUGGAACUCACAGCGCUCGUGCUCCCGUGCGCGGCCCAAGCCGCAGCCGACAUCGACAUCGACAUCGACAUCGCGCCCCGCACGACCGCGCAAGACAUCGCGACGCUCACCGCGCGCAGACUCGACAACAUCGUCGGCGAGCUCACCGACGGGGCCUCCGUGUCGACCUGGCUGAGCACGUUGAACGCGAGCGGGCAGUGGGCGGACGUGGACUACACGACCGGGUGCCCCGCACAGCGCGCGAACUGGCCCGCCGAAAUCCACUGGAACCGGAUAUCUACGAUGGCCGGCGCGUGGCACGGCGGCGUGCCCGGGGCGGCGGCGUCGCUCGCGGGGAGCGCGGCCCUGCGCGCGGGCGUGCGCAGCGCGAUGGACUUUUGGUUCGCCAACGACUUUACGGUGCCUGCGUGUCUGGACUCGGGCGGGGGCACGGCGUGUCCGUGCGGGACGCCGGGGUUCUGGAACACGAACUGGUUCCCGAACAUCAUCGGCACGCCCGAGCUCGUGUCGCAGACGUGCCUGCUGCUGAACAGCACGCUCUCCGCGGCGGAGCUGGGCAGCUGCAAGACGAUCACCGCGCGCGCGUACCGGACAUUCACGGUGCCUGCCAAUCAGGUCGGCGUGCUGACCGGAGCGAACCUGCUCGAUGUCGCCAAGAUCGGGAUCGACCUGGCGCUGCUGACGGCGAACACGACGCUGCUCACGGACGCGUACAGCCGCGUGCACGCAGAGCUGAGUAUCAAGAACGCGACCCGGAGCGAUGGGAUCCGGCCUGACGGAGGGUUUGGUCAGCAUUCGGGGAUUCUGUACAACGGCAACUACGGCAAGGACUACACGAACGAUCUGGUCGACCUCGAGGUGGAAGCGGGCGGGACGCAGUUCGAGGCCAGUUCCACGUCCAAGGCUGCAUUGGGGACGCUCUUUACCGGUGAUCGGUGGAUGAUCUACCGGAACGUGUUGACCGGGGUGCUACACUGGGAUUUCUCGGUUCUCGGCCGGUUCAUCGCGUUCCCCACCGCGGAUGUCCUGCAAGCGACGAGCAGCAUCCUGCUCAACCUGACCAAGAUCGAGCAGCUCGGCGCCGAGUGGGGCUCCGCCGCGCUGACGGACUUCUCCUCGUCGCUGUCGCAGGGCUCGAGCAGCGCGAACGCGGGGAGCCUCGUCGGCAACCGGAUGUUCUUCGACAACGACUACAUGGUGCAUCGCGGCGCGGGGUACGUGAGCACGCUCAAGAUGUACUCGUCGCGCACGCGGAACACGGAGUGCACGAACCUCGCGAAUCCGCUCGGGUUCCACCUGUCCGACGGCGCGCUGCGGACGUAUAUCGAGGGCAACGAGUACGAGGAUAUCGCGGCGUCGAUGGACUGGGAGCUCAUCCCGGGGAUCACGGUCGACUACGGCGCGACGCCGCUGAACUGCGGCCAGACCGGCGCCGCGGGCAUCGAGGGCUUCGUCGGCGGCGCGUCGGACGGCACGAAAGGCGCCGCCGCGAUGCGCUACACGAACCCGCUCACGCGCACCCUGCACUGGCAGAAGGCGUGGUUCUUCCUCCCCGGCGACGUGCAGGUCGUCGUAGUGUCGAAUAUCAGCUCCGCGACGGGCGCGCCCGUGCGCUCCGUGCUCGACCAGCGGCUGCACGCGGGGCAGGUCGUCCUCAACGGGUCCACGGCCGUCUCGAACGCGACCGGCGUGCGCGCCGCAUCGCUGUGGCACGGCAACGUCGGGUACGUCUUCGGCAGCGGCGGCGGCGCAUCGGUGUCGGUCCAGGUCGGCCAGAAAACGGGCGACUGGGCCGCGAUCGGGACGUCCCCGCAGCCCCCGACGACAGUCGACCUCUUCGCCGCGUGGGUGAACCACGACACGUCCUCGUCCUCGUCCGUCGCGUAUACGGUCUACCCCGCGCUCGAUCUGCCCACGUUCCGCACGAGACUGGGCCAGGCGCAGCCCGUGGUGGUGCGGAACGACAACACGGCCGCGGCGGUGCUCGCGGGCUCCGUCGCGAUGGCGGUGUUCUGGGCGCCCGGGUCGGUGGCGUUCACGGCCGGGUCGCCCGCCGGCUUCGUGCUCGCGGCGAACGGCACCGCGGCGGUGGUGUUUGACCACGCGAGCCGGCAGAUGACCGUGUCGGACCCGACGCAGACGCUGGCUGUGCUCGCAGUCACGGUCACUGAUGCGGGCGCGGCAGCGAAGACUGUCACGUUUACGUUGCCGAGUGGGGGGCUCGCGGGCAGCAGCGUGACGAAAGCUGUGUAA
Mycena citricolor is the source of this 2274-nucleotide messenger RNA. The record is from the annotation of a GenBank genome assembly. NCBI's taxonomy places the organism in Eukaryota, Fungi, Basidiomycota, Agaricomycetes, Agaricales, Mycenaceae.